This is a messenger RNA of Lasiosphaeria miniovina, 2558 nucleotides long. RefSeq names its product ketopantoate reductase PanE/ApbA-domain-containing protein. Bases 16 to 2343 code for a protein of 775 amino acids. Gene Ontology annotation, cellular component: cytoplasm. Gene Ontology annotation, molecular function: oxidoreductase activity. The transcript has 4 exons. The record is from RefSeq and is a predicted model, not a curated record. Lineage: Eukaryota; Fungi; Ascomycota; Sordariomycetes; Sordariales; Lasiosphaeriaceae.
CCAGCGCAACCAGACAUGUCGGACUAUGAGCUGAUGAAUGUUGUGAUAGUUGGCGGGAAUCCUGUCUCCGCCUUCUUAUCCUGGCGACUGCAAGCGACUAAUGCCUGCGACGUCACUCUCGUGUGGAAGACGGGCUACGACCAUGUGUCGCAGUAUGGGAUAUCGUUCAAAUCCCCCGUCUUUGGCAACGAGAGGUUCAAGCCUCGACAUGUCGUACGAACACCAGAAGAGGCUGCCACUCGUAAGGAAGGCGCUUUCGACUACGUCAUUCUCUGUAUAAAAGCUCUGCCCGAUGUCUACGACCUGCCCUCGGUUAUCGAUUCCGUCGUUACCCCUCAGCAUACAUGCAUUCUCGUUAAUACCACGCACUCGCUUGGCCUCGAAGCUGCCAUUGAAGAGCGUUUUCCAACCAAUGUAGUUUUGUCGCUUGUCUGCGGAGCCGAUCUUGCUCAGCUAGGCGGGAGCGAAUUCGAGCAUAAGGGGUCGACAGAGGUGUGGGUUGGGCCUGCUAACAAGAACUCAAAUAUCCCUCCUUCGAUACAGGAGGAUAUGGCGCAGGCUCUGGCUAUGACCCUUAGCACUGGCCAGGUCGAUUGCAAGGUGUCGAGUAACAUCCGGCAGCAGCAAUACGAGCGGGUAAUUGGCUCCAUCGCCUUCCACCCCUUGACGGUGCUCUUCGAGACUGCCAGCUAUACCGCGCUUCUAGAUAAAGUAGGCGUGCCAAAGUUGGUGUCUGAUGUGAUGGACGAGCUGCUGGCACUUGCAGAAGCCCAAGGCUGCAAAUUCCCGGCGGAGUUCAAGCAAAACACGAUCGAUGAAUUCGCGAGGACCACGUCAGACAACAUAAUGUGGCAGGACUACUCGGCGAGACGACCCAUGGAGGUCGAGACUUAUCUCGGCUCCCCCAUUAGGUUAUCUCAGGAGACUGGUGUUCCCGUGCCCCGGAUUGAGACUCUGUACGCGGUCCUCCACAACAUGAACGUGGUCAACCGCAGCAGGCCAAAAUUGGAGGUGAUGGCACCACCAAUGCAACCAGGAUCACCCUCGGGCACUCCGUCACCUAUUCCUCGAAUGUCCGCGCAAGGCCCUCCCCGGUCAGUCUCGAACGGCAUGCCGAACGGAAAUGGUAUGCACCCACCGAGGCCGAGGCCGAGAGGCACUUCUCAGUUAGGGCCAGUCCCUGGGAUGCGUCGGCCGCCUCCCAUGAACGGAGGAGGGCCUAAUGGCUAUGGGCGACCACCAAAUGGAAUGCCGAAUGGGCGUCAACAGUCUCGACGAGGCUCAAUGGAGGGGGCAGACCUGGAAGAGUUCAGCCACUUGGUCGUGUAUGAUGAUAUCCCAGAGGGUGGUGGGGUUGGAUACCCACAGCAGCACGAUCUCGUCCUGAGAGAGCGGGAGCUUCAACUGCGGCAACGAGAGCUUGCCUUGAAGGAACAAGAAAUCAAGCUGAGGCGGGCUGCCGCUGGAGUCGGCCAGGGGCCGAGAAGGGGACCGCCUCCGCCAAUGCGUCAAAAUGGCGUCGGUGUCUACGAUGAAGAAGAUGACGACGACGACUAUUUCGAUCCUUCCUCUACCCCGGGUGCGUCUAUGAUUGAUCCCGAUAAUUUCGACAUGAUGAGCGUCACCUCGAGAAAGACUAGGAAAGCGCCAAGUAGCAUGUCAUCAAUCCGCAAGAACCCCGAACAGGAGCAGCAGCAGCAAUCUCGGGGCGGCAGGUUUCGACCGAGCUUUGGGAGGAAUCGAACGAGCCAGGUGAUGACUGGUAUUCCAGGACUGCAUGAAAACAUUUUGGACGAUCCUCUCAUCGGCUUCACCUCGAACCGCUAUGGCAACGUGGACCGAGGGAUCAUGCAAGCGGAAUCGAGAGCGAACUCUUUAACAUCGACUCGUCUUGAUGAGCUGCAGUACACUCAGGGUCCUAUGCCUAUAGGCAUGAACGGGCACAUGAACGGGAACAUGCCCCGGCGAAGUAGCCAGUCGCCUGGAAACCCCUACAGCCCAUCGAUCCGCGGCGGCGGUAGUGGGCGCCCAUCGCCGCCGAAUGGCUAUCAAGGGCCUCCAAAUGGUUAUCAAGGGCCACCAAACGGCUACCCGCCAAAUGCCGUCCGACAGCCUAUUCCUCAAUAUCCUCCCGGACACGGCAACCAUGUCGCACCGCAACAGGUGGAGCAGCAUGUCGGGGUGAGCAGCCUGAAACCGCCCAAGGCAAUCAAUGUUCCGAGUCUGACUGGUAGUGCGAGCGCCAGCGCGGGCAGUGGUGAUUCUACUCACCUCGACUCUGAGCCCUCUGCCCACAGCAGCCAAAGCAGUCUAGGUCCCCGUCCUCCGAUUGGGGUGCGCUAGGCGGCGACGCGUCGAUUGCCAGCAUAUUCGAGCGCCCCGGCAUCGUGCUUGCCGGGAAAUGCCGGCCGGUUAGCACCUUGAUCCACUUGAAAAGUUGGGGAUGUGAGAAUCAAUGUUCUGUCGAGGCUAUUGCGUUUUCAUCAGCAUCGCUUGAGCUACUCUGCCAUGGUCACGAAGCCGGUGACGUGGAAUUGGUUUAUUAGAGAUUAUUAAUC